AUGACAAACUCAAUAAAAGUAUUUCGUACAGUACAGCAGGUGAGAAAUUGGCGACUUGGAUGUCUUUUGAAUAGAGAAACGAUGGGAUUUGUACCUACAAUGGGGGCUUUACACGAGGGUCACUGUCUGCUUGUAUCACAAUCAUUACAGGAGAACGAUAAAACUAUUGUUUCGAUAUUUGUCAACCCAUCACAGUUUGCACCUCAUGAGGAUUUGGAAGAUUAUCCGAGGACUUUAGACUCAGAUUUGGAGAUCCUAUGUAAAAAAUUCGUGCAAAAGAAGGUUGACGCAGUUUUUGUCCCCAAGGUAUCAGAAAUGUACCCAGCUGGCAUUACUCAAGAUGUUUCUAAACAAAAGGGGGCAUUCGUUAAUGUAUUAGGAUGUUCUGAGCAACUAGAGGGCGAGACCAGGCCUCAUUUUUUCAGAGGUGUAGCCACCGUUGUCACAAAGCUCUUGAACAUUGUUGGUCCUACUCGUGUAUACUUCGGUCAGAAAGAUGCUCAACAGUGCGUUGUAAUUAGGAGCUUGGUCAGAGAUUUGUUGAUCGAUACUGAAGUCAGGGUGCUACCGACCGUGAGAGAGAAGAGCAUGCUAGCUCUAUCUUCAAGAAAUGCAUACUUGUCUGAAGAUGUCAGACAGGAGAGUUCACUCAUCUAUCAAUCCUUAAGGAAGGGCGAACUUUUUUACUUAAACCAUCGUCAAAAUGGAAAAGUUUCUACUAAGGAGAUCCUUGAGCAGGUAAAAUCGACACUUGUAAGACCAGAUUUUGAAAUCGAUUACGUAUCUGUUAAUCAUCCUGAUAAUCUUGAUGAAUUAGAGUACGUAGAGCCUGGUGUUGGUGCUAUAUUAUCUACUGCUGUACGGGUUCCGAAGAGACAGGAUGGCCAGGCAAGAUUAAUUGACAACAUUAUACUUCAUUAA
This is a messenger RNA of Priceomyces carsonii, 921 nucleotides long. RefSeq names its product pantoate--beta-alanine ligase (gene PAN6). Lineage: Eukaryota; Fungi; Ascomycota; Pichiomycetes; Serinales; Debaryomycetaceae. Gene Ontology annotation, biological process: pantothenate biosynthetic process. The transcript has a single exon. Gene Ontology annotation, molecular function: pantoate-beta-alanine ligase activity. The coding region runs from base 1 to 921 and encodes 306 amino acids. The record is from RefSeq and is a predicted model, not a curated record.